AUGUAUGCUGCUCGCGCUGCCUCCCGACCCAAGUUGUCUUUGAGCAUCUCGGCUACACAGACUGCGCCUCGACCAUCGCUGUCUCUCAAAUCCCCCGGCCCCGUUCCUCGAACUCCCAUUUCGCCUGUGUCUGCUGCAAGCCCUACAAGCAAGAGAUUUUCGACUCUUCAGGUGCCGUCAUAUGGCUACGCCAACUCUUGCUCUUCUAAGAGCAUUCUCAAGAAGCAGCCGUCGGUGCGACCGACCGCCCAAGACAAGCGCAUUCAAUUCAAGAGUACACCUACUGUCCACUGCGUGACCCCCAUUGAGAAUCCAGACGAGUACUAUGGCAAGCACACCAGGAUUUCCCGAGACGAACGACGAUGGGGAAGCCGCGAGUGA
Molecule: messenger RNA, 381 nt
Organism: Penicillium chermesinum
Lineage: Eukaryota; Fungi; Ascomycota; Eurotiomycetes; Eurotiales; Aspergillaceae
Exons: 1
Coding region: 1-381 (126 amino acids)
Source: RefSeq, a predicted model, not a curated record